Messenger RNA from Geodia barretti, 443 nucleotides. The record is from the annotation of a GenBank genome assembly. NCBI's taxonomy places the organism in Eukaryota, Metazoa, Porifera, Demospongiae, Tetractinellida, Geodiidae.
CACGUGGCACUUGUUUCGAAAGAGAGAGUGCUGAUGGACUCGUCGAGCGCUUUUGGGGUAUGCCGCACGCGUGACAUUUCGGAGGGCCAAAGAGGAGGGAAUGCAGGUUGCCAUCCACUGGCAGGACGCUCACUCCUCCUCUGCCAACGCAGUGAGUGAAGUAUUUCCUGACGCUGAAAUAAUGAUCUGCGGUGGACAUGCCGGAAGUGCACGCAAGGAAAUCCUGGAAUUGCGUCAGAAAAUGAAAACAGCUUCAAAGCAAAUGUUUGGUAAGUACAGGGCUAGUUUUCCAGCUUUUGUGAGCUGAGCUGUAAAUGCAAGGGGGGCAACCACAGUGCUGCAUGCGGUUGUUUGAAUCCACCUUUGAUUUCCAAAGCGCAUACAAAUUUCACCUCGAUUUUGAUGGCAAGGCUCAAUCACAGGAAGAAUUUGUGAAACGCCUG